AUGAAUCGUUCUCCAAACAAGCGACCAAUUGUCUAUGCUAUUCGAGAUUUUCCAUCUGGUUGCGGAACUAAUCCCACUAAUGAUCCUCCUCACGAGAAUCAUUCCAAGAAUCCAAGAACAAGUGAUCGUGUUCUUGUCGAGAAUCCGAGUCCUGAUCAAGCUGCUGCUGAUUCAGAACCUAGUGGAGCUUCUCUCAUAGAAGAACAAAACUCUAGAACCUCUAAACACCAUCGUGUUCUUGGAGCUACCAAAUACAAAGGAAGCUGUUCCAAACAAGAACCAGAGCUUAAACACUCUGGUCAUGAUCAUGACCAUGCUCCUACACCUCGUGAGAAAGUCCUUGAGGUCUUGCGUGCUUUCAAAGACGUUUACAGAGAGUUAGAUCGAAAUAAACAAGCAAGACGCGGUGGAGAUUCAUUCGACGCUACAGCUAGAAUAGAUCUCAGAGCACAAAAAUUCUUAGAGGAUGAAGGCAAACACGUGAACACAGAGAAGAGAAUCGGUUUGGUUCCUGGAAUCAACAUUGGCGACGAGUUUCAGUACAAAACAGAACUUCGUCUUGUCGGGCUACACUUCAAGACCAUGUGCGGGAUCGACUACAUGGACGUAGGAGGUGUGAAGUAUGCCACAAGCAUCGUUGCGUCAGAGGGAUAUGGUUACAAUGAUAAGUUUGAUGCAGGCGUUGUUAUAUAUACAGGCGAAGGAGGUAACGUGAUAAGCAAGCAUGAAAAGAGAACUGAAGAUCAGAAGAUGGUUAAGGGUAACUUGGCUUUAGCUAACAGCAUGAGGCAUAAGACCGAAGUGAGAGUGAUACGUGGUAUGGAGAGAUGGGAUGGUAAAGGGAAGCGUUAUGUCUAUGAUGGAUUGUAUUUGGUUGAGAAGUAUUGGUUAGAGAAAGGAGUUAGUGGUAAGAGUAUGUAUAAGUUUAAGCUUUGUAGGAUUCCUGGUCAACCUCGUUGA
Messenger RNA from Eruca vesicaria subsp. sativa (arugula), 960 nucleotides. The record is from the annotation of a GenBank genome assembly. NCBI's taxonomy places the organism in Eukaryota, Viridiplantae, Streptophyta, Magnoliopsida, Brassicales, Brassicaceae.